Messenger RNA from Venturia canescens, 4658 nucleotides. RefSeq names its product reticulon-4-like (gene Rtnl1). The record is from RefSeq and is a predicted model, not a curated record. The transcript is spliced from 6 exons. Lineage: Eukaryota; Metazoa; Arthropoda; Insecta; Hymenoptera; Ichneumonidae. The coding region runs from base 560 to 2800 and encodes 746 amino acids. Gene Ontology annotation, cellular component: endoplasmic reticulum membrane; axon.
AAAGUCUCGUUCACGGUAUUCUGUGUGCUUCCUCAUUUGCUCAAACGCGUGCGGGCGUUCUCUACACUGACGUUUGACAGCUGAGUGUGUAAUAAUAUAAAUCAGAAUAUUUCUCUCCCUGAGGGGGGGGAGAUUGAAAAAUAGUGUAUGAAAAUAAGUGAGACGAAGUGAGAGCGAGUGUGUGUGUGUAUGUGUGUGUGUGUGUGUGUGUAAAAAAGGUUAAAUUUAGUUUAACCGGUGAUAUCGGGCCGCUGAAAUUUGCAGUCUUCUACAAACCGGCUCGGGAGUUCCAGGCCCGAAAUUUCGUGGUGUUCGUCGUUUCCACAGACAUCUGCCAAAGGUUCUCAAUAAAAAGUGUGUGUGCGUGUGAAAGUUCAUAAUAAUCCGAGUUAAAUAAUUAAAAAAUAAAAGCCCUCUCGAUAGUUGGUCGCGGCGCGGUCUAGCGAAGAAGUUGUGGCAAACAAAAGAGUGAGCGAGGAGAAAAAAUAGCCGGUAAAAUAAAAGUUAUUUGUCGAGUGCUUCCGGCUCCUCGUGGGAGCUGCUCCAUCUGCCUCGAAAAAUGGAAAAUAAUUCGAUUUUCCAUCCGCAGUACGAACAACAAUCAAUCGGGGAAGGUUUUUCGAUCGAGUCUAAACAAAAUGCGUCAUCCGCUCCGACUAAUGAGUCGGGUUUGACCGGUGGAAAAACGAUAAAACGUGAGAACGAUUCGAUGGACGAUUUCGAGCAUUUGGAGCACGAAAUAUCGCCGAACGACGAGUCACGAGCCGAUAUUAAAAACGUUCUUGACGUAACGUCAAUGCAAUUGAUAGAUUUUCCACAUGCUUCCAAGAGUGAAAAAAUAAUAUCCGAGGGCUGUGCAACGGAAGAAUUAACAACGUUAGCGAGUAAACUCGAGCGCAAUAUACUCGACACUAGUAUACCGGCUGACGAGAGAAUUCUACAGCCCGUGCCCGCGACCCCGCCACCUUCAGCGAAUUACGAAAAGUACGAGGAGCCUGAACGACGAGAGAGCUACGAGGACGAGGAGGAUACAACGAGCCAAGUGUUGGUCGGGAGUGCGCAGACGUUCAGCGGUAUUGUCGGGCAGGACCGCGAUCCGAAGGAUCAACACUAUCCUCACGAUUAUAAUAAUCAGUUAACGAGUAAUACGAUUGAACGGGACAACGGUACGAUCGGUGCGAUGGAUUCGAAAGCUGCGACAAUGGCUUUUAUGGAGACGGAGAAAGCGAGCAACGAUUAUCAUCAAUCGGAGCCGCUGAGCAUUGAUACGAAGAUGGAACACGAAGCGAAGUCCUUGAUAGGAUUAGAAAAUCGUGAUGAACGAGUUUUCGGGGACGAUAAGUCGCAGGUCGGAGAAUUCCGCGAUCAUUUUCGUGCGGAGAGUGAGGAGACAGCGAGCGACUUGACAGCUCGUUUGUCCCCGGCGAAAUUCGAGAACAAAUGCGCCAUGGAUUCGGGCAUCGAGGAUGCCAGUGUCAAUACAACAAAGGACAGAUCGGUUUCACCAAAGAAAAGAAAUUUCAACGAGGAGAUCGACGACGACAGUGAGCACGACGACAAACACGACGAAGCAGCUCUUUCGUCUCAAAAAAACAACGAUUUUUUGAGCAACAUCGAGUCUUCCGUCCUCCCCGUACCAGAAAAAUCGCCCGAAUACGAUUUUCUCGCUGGCGAGACAUCACCCAACGUCGAGAUUAAAAAAUCGACAAACGAACCGAAAAGUCUCAUCGAGGACGAUACGUGGAACGUCGUGGAGCGUCCGGAAACCAAGAAUUCUGCUUCGUUCGUGAAUAAAGAGAUCGACACUGGCGAGGACACGUUCAAAGCUCAGAGAGAUUAUUACAAUGAAGCACCCACCAAACCCUUACCGCCCUUACCGAGGAACGACAACGACGACGAGGACAAUGAACACUUCGCCAUACGGAACGAAUACGAGAGGGAGCGCUUGCACGACGAAACUUUCGAAAUGUCCAACGACUUCGUGAGCUCCGCUCCCGGCAAAUCUAAAGGGCAACAGCACAGCGGCGCAGAAACCGGAGAUUCAGAGUUUGAAUCUGCCCCAGAACAAUCGCCUGCUAAAACAUCCGCAAGAUCUACCGCCAACGAAACCAGCACGCAUUACACCGGGAGAAAAGUCAAUGCCGAUGAUAUCGCGCCAAAGCCAAUAUUCACCGACAUGGGUCUUGACGCAUGGUUUAACCCGGAAAGACUGAACCCGAAAGUGGCUGCGUUAAUCUAUUGGCGUCAACCGGAAAAGACUGGAGUCGUCUUUGGUGCGGUGCUCGGUGUACUUUUGUCGCUGGCCUAUUUCAGUCUGAUCAGCGUUUUUGCGUAUCUGUCGCUUCUCACGUUAUGUGGAACCGUGGGCUUCCGCGUGUACAAGACUUUCAUGCAGGCCGUUCAAAAAACGUCUGACGGACAUCCGUUCAAAGACAUUCUUGAGGUAGAUUUGACGCUACCGGCUGAGAAGGUGCACGAAGUUGCUGACGUCGCUGUCGCGCACGCCAACGCGGCUGUUGCUGAAUUACGUCGACUCUUCCUCGUCGAAGAUUUCAUCGAUUCGCUCAAAUUCGGUGUCGUUCUGUGGACCUUCACUUAUCUCGGUUCUUGGUUCAACGGAAUGACCCUCAUAAUCAUUGGAGUGGUCGCGCUUUUCACCCUUCCCAAAGUUUACGAGACGAACAAGGCGCAAAUCGACCAGAACUUUGCCCUCGUCCAUGGCAAAAUCAACGAGCUUACAGCCAAAGUAAAGGCAGCCAUUCCUCUCGGCAAGAAAUCCGAGCCGACGAAGGAGGAGUAAGGUUAAUCUAAGAUCGAGCGAUCAUUUUCGACUGUAAUUGAAGAGUACGAGAGGGAGUGAGGGAGGAAGAGAAUGGAUUGAUAUUAACGAGACGAAUGUAGCGAAGAGUGCAGAGAGAUCGUACGAAAUUAAUAAAUUUCUGUAUGAAUCUUUGAGAAAAAACAAACAAAUAAAGAGAAAAACGGGAACGAGAAGACUUUAGAGAUCGAUAGAGAGCGUGGAGCGUCGUUAUUUCGAACGAGUUUCAUAUGUCGAGUAAGAGACCACUCCCCGUUGAUCGGGAGGCUGAAACGAAACGAAUGAAAAUGUGGAGGACCGAUGAGAUGACGAAAAAGAUAUUCAAGAGCAGGAGUUCAGAACAUGCUCUCAAAAAAAAAAAAAAAGAACGAAAAGAAGGAAAAAAGGUGGAAAAAUGAUCAUUUUUAGAGAUUAAUUAAUUGUUCGGUAUUACGAUACGAUGAUGUAAUAUUUACAGUGCAAUGGGGAGGCUCCUGUCCGAGGUAGGACUUGCAAAUUUUCGUUUUCCUUUUUCGAAAAUUUCUCGAGAUUUACCUCGCGAAAGGAGAGCAAAAAGCACCGAGAUAACACUCACGAAACAUCUCCCCGCGAGAGUUUUCCUAACCCAUCAAUUUGUCCGCUCCUUCACCGGCUCCGCUAAAAAAAUCGUCGCCAACACCCGUCCUUCGAGAGAUCAAAUAAAAAAGCGAGAAAGUAAAAGAAGAACAACCGAAAGGAGAUGAAAAAGUAACAAACACAAAACUUGAAUAUCCAUAAGUAUUAGAGUUAUAAUCACUCGAUUCGCCGCAUUGUCUCAUGACGAUCACUCGAGACAUCAUUCAGAAAAAACAAAUAAAUUUAACAGAAAAUCGAAAAAAAAAAAAAUACAAAACGAACAUUUCCGUUCGUAUUAAUCGUAAAUGAGGAAAAUUCACAAUUUUUCUAUGCAGCGGAGGUAAGCUUUCGUUACGUUCGUUGUUGUGAGUUUGCACGUAAUGUAGAAUAAAAAAUAAAACAAACAAAAAAAAAAACAAAAACAGAAGAAAACGAAGAAAAAUAAACGAUUGGCUAUGUGACGAAGAUAAAAAAAGUCGUAGAAAAGACGAAAAAGCUUGAGCGUGCGAAGAGUAUAACAUUAUAUAUGUGCUGUGUUGAGCCGUAAGAGAACCUAUAGAUAAAAAACCAUCUAAUAAUGCGCUUGACGAUAUUGUUUCUUUUUUUAUCUUUAGUUUUUUAAGAUAUUAAUAUAGCAUAAACGUGCAGCGAUCAUCGGCGUGUUUUUUUUUUUUGUUUUUUUGUUUUUCGUUGUUGACGCGAUUAAAGAUUAAAUGAGUAAAGAAAACAAAAGUUAAGUUGACAAAAAAAAAUAUGAAAAGAAAUAGAAAAAAGAAUAAAGAAAAGGGAAUAUACGAACGAAUAUAUUGUAUCGGACACUUAAUCAUGUUGAGAAUUGCGAAAUAUCAUCUCUACUAUUAUAUUAUUGUAAUUAUACACGUAAUAUAUUGUAAAACAAACGUCUGAAUUAUAUAAUAACAAAAAAAAGAAACGAACACACACACAUACACUCACGAGGAAUAACCGAAAGAAAAAAAGAAGCAAGAAUGAAUAAACUCGGAUGGUAAAACGGUUUGGGAAACACGUUAGAAAUGCUAUUUGGUGAAGAUGCAACUUUAUAUUAUAUCACGAUAUCUCUAUAUAUCUAUAUGAAUUAUUAUCGAACCACGUGUUUUUAUGAGGACGAUGGCUAAAACGUGUUGAGAAUGAGAAUUGUAAUACUACGCGUACCCGCUUAUUGACGUUUUCAUUAUUGCAUCUGCAUCCGCACGAUUAAUUUAUAAAUAAAAAUACAAAAGAAAAACAA